This is a messenger RNA of Saccostrea cuccullata (small rock oyster), 1688 nucleotides long. RefSeq names its product kyphoscoliosis peptidase-like. Lineage: Eukaryota; Metazoa; Mollusca; Bivalvia; Ostreida; Ostreidae. The transcript is spliced from 4 exons. The coding region runs from base 206 to 1603 and encodes 465 amino acids. The record is from RefSeq and is a predicted model, not a curated record. Gene Ontology annotation, cellular component: cytoplasm.
UAUCUAUCUCGCGUGUCCUUUGAAACAUUGUACUUUUAUGACACAUUGCAUUGUAACAAUACCUAUCAAUAAUCAAUACAGGUAUUGACCCGUCUCUUGGACGAUAGUAGAGUUAUAGAAUACGUGUAGUUUAAAUUAGUACAAAUUCUGACUAAUCGACAAGGAAGUGUGGAAUCAGAGCUGAUUACCUGUCCCUGUCAGAAGAAUGGGGUGCUGUACAUCAAACGCCGUGGCAAUAGAUGACCAAAGAACUCCUUUGAUUACUCCGAAAGAUAAAGGUGAAAAUGUAUCAACGGUAAAAACUAUCCCCGCACAAAACAAACCGAAAUUGUCAGAAGAUAACAUUAUAACUACAACGGAAAGAAGACGAAAACCGUCAGCAGAUCGCAGAAAAACAGUUCCAACAGGGGAACUCAAGAAAGGUGCCUACGAUCUCAUUGAUGCUCAUGCAAUAAAUGCACCUAAAGAUGUCAAAACGUCUCUUAAUUGUCUUGCGGAUUAUCUUAUUAAGGGGGCAAAGUCGGAUAAAGAAAAAGUUCGAGCUUUUUUUGUAUGGAUUGCCAACAAUAUAAAAUAUGACACAGAUGCUUAUUUUAGCGGUAAUUACGGAAAUACAAAUGCUGAAUCAGUAAUAAAACACGGGAAAUCUGUGUGCAGCGGUUACGCCAACUUGUUUGAAGCCUUUUGCAAAGGGGCAGGGAUACAAGUGCAAGUUAUUUCUGGAUUUUCAAAAGGUUAUGGCUAUUCCCCAGAGAAACCAAUAACACCAAAUAGAAGGACUGAUCAUGCGUGGAAUGCAGUAUUUUUAGAGAAUAAGUGGCAAUUUGUCGAGUGUACAUGGGGUGCUGGGCACCUGAGCAAUGCAGGAGAAUUCCAGAAAGCAUUCAACAAUUUCUAUUUUUUAACAAACCCCAGACAUUUCAUUGUCGACCACUUUCCAUUUGAGCACAACGAUGAGGAAUUUAGCAAGAAAUGGCAGCUGCUUAAAAAUCCCAUUUCUCUCGAUGAGUUUAAUAGAAAUAUUAAACUUUCUAACACUGCCCUGGAGUGGGAUAUUCACCCCAAGUCUCACAAGCACGGUGUCAUUGAAGUCAAAGGAUCCGUCGAAAUUAUCAUAGAAGAUGUAAAAGGACAUUUGCUGGAUACUUCGUUUGAAUUCUAUGAAUACCCCAGCGGUAAAAGGGUAGAGGAAUAUGGAUUUCUACGAAAGGUAUCUACACAUGAAUUUAAAAUCACCUUUAAUCCACCAAAAACUGUAACGUAUAGGGUCGAACUUUUUGGAAGCAUCAAAGAGUCUCAGCAUAAGUUAGAUCAACUGAUGACAUACACAAUCAAGUGUACACAGGCAGCCAAUGCAAGUCCUUAUCCAAGACAUACUGAACAGUGGGGAUUUAGCCAGAGAGCUUAUGAAAUUGGGUUUUUAAAGUCAGAUCAAUUUAAGGUACAAGCGCUACAGCAAAGCAGAAAUGGUCAAUUAGAACUUACUCUGAGAACAACUAGGAACAUACCCUCCAUGGUUCAACUCUCACAUGCCAAAUAUGAUUUAGGGAAAACAUUCACUUUAGUCACAGGUGGAAAAGACUUUCUUGAAGAUAAACAUUAAAUUUCCAUCCACAGGGUAUUAUCGCUUGACGCUAAUGAGUAAAGACGUAAAAAGUAUCGACGACCGUUACAACGAAAUUGGUAAC